UACCAAAGCAUAUAAUUCUAAAAAAUAAUGUUAAUGAGUCAUACGAUGAAAUAAAGAUUUAAAAAUAGAAUAGAUACGUAUUGAGGAAUAUUCCAGAUUAAAUCAUAUUUUAUCAUUCAGGCAUGCGCGUCGAUUCGAAAUUCGCGCUAUUUCUAGCACAUUCCAUUCGAGAGAAUUCUCCGCGUUUCUAGAAUGUGCUUUCUAACUCGCUUGCUAUUGGUCGAACUACUGCCCCAUCUUCGAAUCAGCUUUCAGAUAAUCACACAUACAUACAUAAGUAAUAAAUUUUCGUUACUUGUUGAAUCAUUUGAAUGGAUAAAAGUUGAAAUAAUAUCGUAUGGAUUUACCAUGAAGGUCAAUAAAUAUUGAUCUAUAAUAGGGGUAUCUUUCAAAGAUUGAUUAUUUGUUUAAAAGUCAACGUUUGAUAAAUCGAUUAAUUUUGAGUUAGAGGAAAAGACGGACGCAGAUUAUAUUGUUGCAUCAUUUGUUAAAUAUUAGAUAAAAAAAAAAGAAAGCUAUGUCUUCGUUGCCAAUAGUGUUUUCAAAUUGGUGGGAGAAUUUGGAUCGUCCUCAUCGUAUUUUUGAUCAACAUUUUGACAUAUCUUUCAAUCCUAAAAAUUUAUUAUCUUCUUGGACCCCGUACGAUAGGAAUACGGAUCUUUUGAUAUAUAGACCUCGCCGGCAUUUUCAACAUCGUCAUCAUCCAUAUAACAGAAGUAUGACACGCAAAACAUCUGAUACAUCGAACGUAGUAACUGAUAAAAACAAGUUUCAAGUAACUUUGGAUGUUCAAAAAUCUGUACCAGAUGAAGUGAUUGUAAAGGUGGUAAAAAAAAAUGUUAUGGUUGAAGAUCGAGAUUUUACUAUCAUAAUACCUAAGAAGAUAUUAGAAUUAGAAGAGAAAGAAAGGAUCAUAAAGAUAGAGAAUACAGAACAACCUUCAUUGAAAGAUGAUGCAUCAAAACCUAUUGAAACUCAAAAAGAACAAGGUUUGCAAACUGAGAAAAAUGCAGUACAACAGAGAGAACAAGAUAAGACAGUCACAGCUGCCUAAAAAAUAGUAUAAUAGUUUUUAUAUCUCCUUACCAUUAUGACAGUAUUAUUAUAUGUUAAGUGUAUUAUUUUUACUUCUCCUAUAGCAUAGAAUUAUGUAAUUUAUAAAAUAU
Vespula pensylvanica (western yellowjacket) is the source of this 1166-nucleotide messenger RNA. RefSeq lists its product as uncharacterized. Lineage: Eukaryota; Metazoa; Arthropoda; Insecta; Hymenoptera; Vespidae. The record is from RefSeq and is a predicted model, not a curated record. The transcript has 2 exons. Bases 518 to 1054 code for a protein of 178 amino acids.